Dicrocoelium dendriticum is the source of this 1896-nucleotide messenger RNA. NCBI's taxonomy places the organism in Eukaryota, Metazoa, Platyhelminthes, Trematoda, Plagiorchiida, Dicrocoeliidae. The record is from the annotation of a GenBank genome assembly.
GGUACCCAUUCGUCUGGUACGCGGCAUGCAUCUGCAUUUUACGCGACUGGUUAUGCGUCAUAGAAUGGUGUCCCCAACUAUGCUGCAGAACUAGAGCCACCACGAUGAAUUGGUCGGUGAUUGGUCGUACUCGAGAAGCCUGCAGUUCCGGCGUCUGGUUAGGAGUGAUCGUUCCAGUUCUUUUAUCGCGUACUGGUAACUAUUCGUUGGCAUUAGAUUUGUGCAGCUGCGUGGUACAUUUACUCCUACUCUUAAAUACCGUGCACACAGUUUUUGUGUCGUUCCUCUUUUAUUCUUCUUAUAUAUGUACCUACUUCCUCCAUACUACCCUCUCUAUUCGAUCUCUAUUCGUUUUGGGUUUCAAUCUCUUCUGCACACGCGGAUUACUGCAGACUUAUCCUAAAACAUUCACAAUUGGUGAGGCACUUAUCCUAUCCCAUUUGUUAACCGUGUUUAUCCAGUCCUCUCCAUUGUUUCUUUUGGCGUUCCUGACUGCUUACUUUGUUGAGCGGUAUUCCGUUCGUUGCACAUUUGGCGCUGUAACCCCCCUCGUACUCAUGAACUUAUCAGGUAUAUCUUUCAUCUUACGAAAACUGUUUCCCAAGUUUUAUACUCUGUAUAGACUGAGAUUGCAUUCUCUCAAAUGCUUCUUCACUUUUCCUAAUCUUCUGUUAAUAUUUACUUGGAUGAUCCUGUUACUGUUGUGUGUCAGCAUCGUCUGGGUUAAUCGUUGCAUUCAUCCCGAAUGGAUUAUAUCACCUGCUGUGAACCGUGGGCCUUCGAGUUUGAAUCAGACUGCGUCUCCGAACAAUCUGGAACUGCAUGGGGAGUUUCAAGACCCACUGGGACCCUGUGUUAGUUCAUCUGGUCUAACUCCUGCUACGGACCUCUCUCGGCACGGAACUCUGCGGAGAUUCAUUCAUUCUGAAACCCCUAACCGUUAUUUUCAGCUGCGCAAACUUUUUCACAUAUGUGCUGGUUUGGUCUUCACUCUGGGACUGCUCAUUUCACCUCUGCUCUUAAGUUUGUGCUCCGCGUGUCUAUUCGUGGCAUUUGGGGUUUCAGAGUGGAUACGCCGUUGUGGGCCAAAGAAAUAUGCACAAACUUUAAACGAUCUACUUGGUCCAUUCCGUGAUAGCCGCGACUCUGGUGAUUUGAUCUUCACUCCGAUCGCUCUUCUACUUGGCCUCAGCAUUCCGAUUUGGUUCCCAGUCCCUUCGAUAACACAUCAGUCAGUUGACUUGAGUCAUCUAUGUUCCAAUUGGGAACCCCCGCCUUUGGCUUGGUCCGGCGUCCUGUCGAUCGCCAUCGGUGAUACCCUGGCAGCCUUGAUUGGCCGAGCAUGGGGUCGACUUCGCUGGCCUGGAUCCCAUCGCACUUUCCUGGGUUCCGCUGUGUCCUAUUUGGGUCAGGUACUGUGUACACGCUCCUCUUCUGGCUACUUCUGUCGCGCCAUCAUAGAUGGCCCUGGCGAGUUGGCUUGCUUCCCAUUGCGACGGGGGUUUUGGUCGAGGCCUACACCGAGCAAAUCGACAACCUUGUUGUUCCACUAGUUGUCAUGACGGUCUUUACGCUUCAACCAUCGAGCUGAAAAUUGCCUCAUACACACACACCUUCAUAUCCCACAGUGACAUUCUCCUGCCUGCUUUUGUAUUUCUCCUGUUCAGCUAUUUUGUGUCACUUGUUUUUUGUGCACUAUUCGAAUGACCUUUCUUAAUCACCGCAUUGUCUUCUGUUUUACAGAUUCUUUGUUGGUUAUUAGCCCUCUCCUUACGUUGGCGAGAGUGCUUUAAUCGUUGUGCCAUAAUUAUACGUUGACGAUUGAUGGGGAGUUGGCUUUGUAUAUAAGAUGAGCCGUUAGAAUAGGAACCCAUUGUUGGUGAUAAAACAACUUUG